This is a messenger RNA of Camelina sativa (false flax), 507 nucleotides long. The record is from RefSeq and is a predicted model, not a curated record. Lineage: Eukaryota; Viridiplantae; Streptophyta; Magnoliopsida; Brassicales; Brassicaceae.
UCAUCAACCUUGUUCGUGUCGUCAUCAAAGUUCAUGCCGGAAUUUACAAAGAGAAGGUGAACAUACCCCCAAUGAAGGCAUUCAUAACAAUAGAAGGGGAAGGAGCAGAGAAGACAAUAGUGGAAUGGGGAGAUACAGCACAAACACCUGACUCAAAAGGCAACCCCAUGGGGACCUUCAACUCUGCCUCUUUCGCCGUUAAUUCUCCUUUCUUUGUCGCCAAAAACAUCACUUUCAAGAACACAACCCCGGUCCCCUUGCCUGGCGCAGUUGGAAAACAGGCAGUGGCAUUGAGGGUGUCGGCAGACAAUGCAGCAUUUUUCGGGUGUAAAAUGCUUGGUGCUCAAGACACUCUCUAUGAUCAUUUGGGAAGACAUUAUUACAAAGACUGUUACAUAGAGGGAUCUGUUGACUUCAUUUUUGGCAAUGCCCUUUCUCUCUAUGAGGUAAGCAUUCUUACUUAGUGGUCUCUCUAUUCGCCUAACACGUCUUAUAGAACACUUUCUU